Molecule: messenger RNA, 651 nt
Organism: Cavenderia fasciculata
Lineage: Eukaryota; Evosea; Eumycetozoa; Acytosteliales; Cavenderiaceae
Exons: 2
Coding region: 1-651 (216 amino acids)
Molecular function (GO): GTPase activity; GTP binding
Source: RefSeq, a predicted model, not a curated record
AUGAGUUGUUUUGGUGGUUGGUUGAAUAAAGAACAAGAACAAACAAGAAUCCUAAAGGAAAAGAAUUAUUUUGGUAGUACUCUAUUCAAAGGUAGAACCAACUUUAAAUUAAUAUUGGUUGGAGAUUUGGAUAGUGGAAAGACAACGAUAGAGAGAAGACUUGCUGGUGAAGCAGUAUCUGAAACUUAUGAACCGAGAUGUUCAGAAUUCUCUAAUCUCAUACUUCCAAUCAAUGAUUAUCAAAUUAAGGUUUGUCUUUGGGAUACUAUGGGACAAGAAAGAUUUGUAAAUAGAUUACCAACACCAUAUUAUCGUGGAUCAGAUUUCAUCUUUAUGGUUUAUGAUAUAACAUCUUUGACUUCAUUUACAAAUUUAUCUUUAAAUUGGUUGAGUGCGGUGACACAACAACAAAAACAACAAGCCAAUGUUAAUUGUGUCACUCCCAAUAUUCUAAUUAUUGGUAAUAAAUUGGAUCUAUCAGAUAAAAGAGUAGUAUCAUUUGAACAAGGGCAAACAUUUGCACAAGAAAAUGGUUGUGAAUAUUUAGAAAUUAGUGCAUUCAAAGGUGACAAUUUCCAAUCUUUAAAAGAUCAUAUAAUCAAUUAUAUUCAACAAAAAAUCAAAAUAGAAUCUGAUAAUUUAAAUAAAUAA